UGAUUUGUGUUUGUUUUCCUGACAGUCGCGGCCGUGUUGCGCUUCAAACUGCCAGAAAUCAGCCAGACACACAGGCUCCUGCUCUGAUUUCUGCUGUUCGUGGAUGUGAAUGGAUGUGUGUCAAACCUAGUGAUGGUGAUGCUGUCUACAUAGGGAGCGUCUGUGUGUGUCUUGUCUAGACAGCAGCUGCUGGAGCACACACGCGUACAGCAGCAGUUCUGAGCCUCUGCUGUCUAGGCUUCCAGUGUUUUCUGAGGGUGUGCAGGUGAAAAAUGAUCAUUUUGGAUGGAGCAGCAGGCCAAGCCGUACAUGUUUGCGAGCCUGACGCGUCCUCACUCCGAGCAGCUCCUGCAGGGUCUGCAGCUCCUGCGGCAGGACCACGAGCUCUGCGACAUCGUGCUGCGGGUCGGAGACGCCAAGAUCCACGCACACAAAGUGGUCCUGGCCAGCAUCAGCCCGUACUUCAAGGCCAUGUUCACCGGAAACCUGUCUGAGAAAGAGACGUCCGAGGUGGAGUUCCAGUGCGUCGAUGAAGCCGCCCUCAAGGCCAUAGUGGAGUACGCCUACACAGGAACCGUCUUCAUCUCACAGGAAACGGUGGAGUCCCUACUUCCUGCCGCCAACCUGCUGCAGGUCAAGCUGGUUCUGAAGGAGUGCUGCAGCUUCCUGGAGAGUCAGCUGGACGCGGGGAACUGCAUCGGCAUCUCGCGCUUCGCCGAGACCUACGGCUGCCACGAGCUGUGUUUAUCUGCCAGCAAAUUCAUCUGCCAGCACUUCGAGGAGGUGUGCCAGACGGAGGAGUUCCUGGAGCUGACGCGCGCCGAGCUGGACGAGAUCGUGUCCAACGACUGCCUAAACGUGCUGACGGAGGAGAGCGUGUUCUACGCGCUGGAGUCCUGGAUCAAGUACGAUCUGACAGAAAGACAACAAUACUUGGCGCAGCUGCUACACUGCGUGCGGCUACCGCUGCUGAGCGUCAAGUUCCUGACGCGACUCUACGAGGCCAAUCACCUGAUCCGCGACGACCACGCCUGCAAACACCUGCUCAACGAGGCGCUCAAGUACCACUUCAUGCCCGAGCACCGGCUCUCCUACCAGACCAUGCUUUCCACGCGGCCGCGCUGCGCUCCCAAAGUCCUGCUGGCCGUCGGAGGAAAGGCCGGGCUCUUCGCCACGCUGGAGAGUAUGGAGAUGUACUUCCCGCAGACGGACUCGUGGAUCGGUCUGGCUCCGCUCAGCGUGCCGCGCUAUGAGUUCGGCGUGGCGGUUCUGGAGCAGAAGGUGUACGUGGUGGGCGGCAUCGCCACACACAUGCGGCAGGGCAUCAGCUACCGGCGGCACGAGAGCAGCGUGGAGCGCUGGGACCCCGACAGCAACACCUGGGCAUCCGUGGAGCGCAUGGCCGAGUGCAGGAGCACGCUGGGGGUCGUGGUGCUAGCGGGCGAGCUGUACGCUCUCGGCGGAUACGACGGACAGUACUACCUGCAGUCUGUGGAGAAGUACGGGCCCAAGCUCAAGGAGUGGCAGCCGGUGGCGCCCAUGACCAAAUCACGCAGCUGCUUCGCCACCGCCGCGCUGGACGGCAUGAUCUACGCCAUCGGAGGAUACGGCCCCGCCCACAUGAACAGUGUGGAGAGAUACGACCCGAGCAAAGACUCAUGGGAUAUGGUGGCGCCGAUGGCCGAUAAGCGCAUUAACUUCGGCGUGGGCGUGAUGCUGGGCUUCAUCUUCGUCGUCGGAGGACACAACGGCGUGUCUCAUCUGUCCAGCAUCGAGCGCUACGACCCGCAUCAGAACCAGUGGACAGCGUGUCGACCCAUGAACGAGCCGCGCACCGGCGUGGGCUCUGCUGUGGUGGAUAACUACCUCUAUGUGGUCGGCGGUCACUCGGGCUCGUCGUAUCUGAGCGCGGUGCAGCGGUACGAUCCCAUCACGGACAGCUGGCAGGACUCCAGCGGGAUGAUGUACUGCCGCUGUAACUUCGGCCUGACCGCGCUUUGACCCCGGGCGCCCGGCUGACCGUCAGAGACACGAGGGGAACUGGCUUUGUUUCUGGAGUGUUUCCCGCUCCUCCGGCCGGCGCUGGACGCGGAGCGAUUACAGACACACGGCGCUGAAGCACAGCUCAGAUGAACACCAGAGCCUUCCACAAACCCUCGGAGGACACGGAGCGCCCAGCUCUUCCCCUUUACAUUUCAAGGCUUCUGAUGAAGGACGCACAUGUGGCGAGUGUGUGAGUGUGUGUGUGUGUGUGUGUGUGUGUGUGAUGCAUGAGCUGAAUCAGCGCUUCGCUCUGGAGGAGAAGCGUGGGACUCAUGAUAAGGGCUGCCUUCUGUCCUCUACAUACAGCGCUGUGUGUGUGUGUGUGUGUGUGUCAAAGCCACUGCACAGACCGUGUGUGUUUGUGUCUGAUCCACGCGCUCCUCUUCUGUCCUUUCUGCUGGAAAUGAGUGAAUCUCGCCAGAAUUCAUGCAGCUCAUGUUUCACCACGAAGUCAGUUAUAUUUUGCUGAAAAACAAAACACAUUUUUUGCAUUUAUUCUUUGCAAAGUCAAAAUAUUUUAAUGAACGUUGCAUUUAAUUAAUGCAUUUUUUGCAACAUCAAAAUAUUGUGCUGAAAGACAAAACACUUUUUUUUUUUUUUUAUUGCAGUCAAAAUAUUUUGCCAAAAGACAAAAUGCAUUCACUUUUUUUAUUUAUUUAUUUUGCAAGGUCAAAAUAUUUUGCUGAAAGACAAAAAGUUUUGCUUUUUUUUUUUUUUUUUUUUUUUUUGCAAAGGUCAAAAUACACAGGUCAAAAACUUUUUUUUUUUUUUUUCCCAGUCAAAAUAUUUUGCUGAAAGAGAGAUUUUUAUUUUAUUUAUUUUUUAUAUUAAUUUUACAAAUAUUUCCAGUUAAUGUCACACUAAAAUGUGCUGUUUAAAACGCACUGAAAAACACACUACUACUAUUUAAACGGUCAAAUAUCACAUCUCAAAUUCAAAUUUAUGAAAUUCAAAUCUAUCAUUUUUCCUUCUCCAUAUUUGCCUGGAAGAUUGUGAUGGAAAAAAAUGUUACAAUGUAAAAACCUGUUUCUGAAAUGUGAGCUGGACUUGAUCCUGAAGGGUUACUGAGAUUCACGUGUGUGUGUGUGUGUGUGUGUGUGUGUGUGUGAACACACUCUCAUACUGACUGGUGCUAAUUUCCUCUCCAGGAUUGUGUUGUUUUAGUUCUUUCACGGUGUGAAUCUUGAUUUCCUGUUCCUGUGGCGUUCAGAUGAAGCAUCACGCAAUAACGUCGCUGGUUUGAGUCGUGUGUGGUGUGAGUGACGUCAGACGCCGGUCACAUGGUGCCAAUCAUCCACGCGCUCAUCUACACACAGACGCAGCGUCUCGAGAUCAUGUCACGGUCGAGUGUGAUGGCGUGCGCUGUUCACAUCUGCAUGUGGAGACACUGAAGCUCUGCACUUACCAAACCAUUUUCUACUGUGUAAAUAUGACCUUUGAGUUCCUUUGAGGCAAUAAGACUUUCUCUUCAACUCGUUUUUUAUUUUGGUCAUUAAUUGCCAAGGUGUUUUGGGAAUCCUGUGACUGACCUGACUGGCUCUCGUCGCUUCGUUUCUUUGUGUUGCUCGUUAUUCUGGAUUUCAACACUUUUGAUGUUCAUGUUGGAUCUGAUCUGCUGUUUUGGAUUGAUUUGACGUUAAAAGCGUGAUGUCUCUCAGUCCAGAACGUUCAGUGUAGAUCUUCAUCCAGAGGCACAAAGGGAACAAAUGCUCAUCAGAAGCAUCUGUGUUUGAUUAGCAAUAAGAAAUAUUUCCUCGCAUCCAUGAAUGUCCAUCACUGUCAUGUCUGCAGCAGAUGACCGCGUGUGAUUUUUCUCUCCUGAAGCGUGUCGGUCUCACAGAUGAUGGUGAGAAGAUGAAAUCACGCUGGCUUGAUUUACCUGCGGGAUCCUAAAGGCCAUACGUGUAAAACGUCAAACUGCAAAACGAAGGUGUUGGGUGUUUGUUCGUGUCUGAAUCGCCGCUCUCACCAAAGUGCUCGUCUCACGAGGGAAUCUGAAUCAGUCCAGAAUGACUUCCUCACUGUCUUAAACUUUUUGAUCGUUUUUCCUGAUGAUGAUGAUGAUGAUGCCACAUUUUCUUUUUCUGUCCGUCCGUCUGGCUUGUGUUUGAAAUAGAGUGAAUUUUUAUAAACCUGUGGAUUGUUACUGGAACUAAACCGAUAACCUUAGCUACAAACGCAGUAUUUAUUUUUCACAUUUUAUCAAGCGUUGAGAGCAUAGCGUACUUCUGCCAGUUUAUUUAUGUGUCGCAGCUCAACCAGUCAAGAAAUAAAGGCCUGGAAAUGAGUCCGGCGUGUUUCUGCUUCAUGUUAAAAAGAAUAGCUCAUUUGAAAAUGAAAAUGUGCUGAAUGUUUCCUCACCUUCAGGUCAUCCGAGAUCAGGAUGAGUGUGUUUCUUCCUCAGAUUUGGAGAAAUGUGUCUCUGCAGUGAAUGGGUGCCGUCAGAAUGAGAGUCUGAUAAAAACAUCACAAUAAUCCACAGCACUCCAGUCCAUCAGUUAACAUCUGGAGAAGACUAAAGAUUUACUUUAGAGCUGUUUUGGCUUGUAAACGCUGCUUGAUCUGCAGAUUUCGCUCCUGAUUCACACCAGAACACUUUUCACUGGAGGAAGCGUUAUUAUAGAUUAUAAACUCAUAUUUUAGUUUUGUUUCAGCUUUUGUCUUCUCCAGAUGUUAACUGAUGGACUGGCGUGCUGUGGAUUAUUGUGAUGUUUUUAUCAGACUCUCAUUCUGACGGCACCCAUUCACCGGAUAAUUAACGAGCUCAUUAACACACAAACACAUGGUUACAAACAUAAAAAGUUUUAUUUUCAGUGGAAGCAGAUAUAUAUAUAUAUAGUGAUAUUGAUUAUAAAAGUAGUAAUACACAUUGAUUCAUACCACAUUUGUAAUGUUCCGUUGAUAGUCUUCAUGCUUCAGUAAACAAAUCCUCCACUAAAACAUAAUCUAUCUAGAGUAGAGGAAGGACUGUAAACGAACAAUAAUAAAGAUGAUUAAAAACAAGUGACCUUCUGUAGGAGGCAGGUUCUACGACAUCAGAUUUAUGCAUGAAUCCAAAUCCUCAUUAAACACAAUCAAGUGUGAAUUCAGGACUGGCGUGUGUUUGGCAAAACAAUUUCUGAUGAUAUUCUAAUAAAUAUGAGAUUUUUCUA
This is a messenger RNA of Onychostoma macrolepis, 5195 nucleotides long. RefSeq names its product kelch-like protein 28. Bases 286 to 2001 code for a protein of 571 amino acids. The transcript is spliced from 8 exons. The record is from RefSeq and is a predicted model, not a curated record. Lineage: Eukaryota; Metazoa; Chordata; Actinopteri; Cypriniformes; Cyprinidae. Gene Ontology annotation, molecular function: protein binding.